UACGUUUAUCGACUUUAUGAUGAUGCCAAUGCCACUGCAAAUAAUGAGUUCAAUUUACUGGAAUCAUGGACCACUAUUCUUACGGACAGCCUGCCUUCAAGGAGAAGACCUCCAUAAACUUGAUUCUGCGUAAUAUAUUUAUUCACUUCCAAGAUUUGGCAUGUAAACGUCAUAUGCAAGAACAAAGAAUAACAGGUCAGGUAGGUCAGCGGCGUAGGUUCUUGAACACAUAAGAGAUCUCAAGAUAUAUUCUUUUUAUUUUUUCUCCAUUCAAUAACACAGUUCUUCCGGUACACCGAAAUCAAAUAAUUCAAUCAAAUUGCUUUUCCGAACCACAAUUUUCACACACAACUCGCUUCAAACGUUCAAUAUGGCCAACACGGUUCUUGUCGUCCUUGCGACCUUCACAACAGUUGCUGUCCUCAUUGGCGGCGCAUAUGCUAUGGGACUUCUCGACGAAUACAUUGAGAAAAUGGGAGUUUUCGCAUUCAAAGUCAAGGCGAAGGCAGAAGCAAAGAAGAUGGGCCUUCAAGGUCUUCAAGAAGGCACUGACUUUGUCGCAAGUAAGUUACCAACGUCUCCCCUGUCUGCCAAAGAAUCGCAAUAGGUUUUAUCAUAGCCUUUGCCCAAUACUUGGCCCUUUUCGAAUGUCCAAUGCUAACAAUAUAUCUCUGUAGGUGACUUGAAGGGUAACCAACAAGCACAAAAUGUUAUAGAGGGCAAAGGACCCAUUGGCGGACUGAAGAAAGAUGGAGAGGGACUCGCAAAUGGAAUUUUGGGAGGAGCCGAUUCCAAGGGAGAAGGAUUGGUUGGCGGAUUAAAAUCCGGUGGAGAGGGAUUGACUGGAAAGAUUCUCUAAAGGAUAAAUCUUCCGACGGACUUUCAAAGUUCGACGACCUAACGAGCUAUGAUUACGAAUAUCACCAAAAUGGCUUAUGGCUUAUGAAUGCGGGGUUCGGCUUGAUUACUGUCGCCUCAUAAACUAUUUGGUUCAGGAUGUAACGAUGGGAUGAGCCGUAUUAAUCAGGAGUAUAAUAUUAAGGCGAGGCUGGUUGGCGUUACAGUUGGAAUUACAAAAUGCAGGAGUUUCUUCAUUCUU
Molecule: messenger RNA, 1099 nt
Organism: Sclerotinia trifoliorum
Lineage: Eukaryota; Fungi; Ascomycota; Leotiomycetes; Helotiales; Sclerotiniaceae
Source: the annotation of a GenBank genome assembly